AUCCGAUGGUAUGAGGCAUAUCACAACUCCAUUGAUCAAACCUCUGCCAACCGUCUUGCUGGAAUGCCGAUGGUGUUGGAUCAAAGAUGGAAGCGCUGGGAUCCCUUUGUGGACGCUUUUAGAGCAGCCUUCGGGGAAGCCAUCUCUAGAGAUGAUGUUCUGAUGUGGAAGACUGGCUAUGAGGGUCAGUUGGUGGAUGAUAAGAUUCAUAAUUCCCUCCUUCCGGACCUAGGCAUGAGUUGGGCUCUUUUUAAUCCCAAGCCAAAGUCCUUGAUGGAGCGGAUAGCUGCUCUAAGAGAGUUGGGGCACACCCAUGAGAGGUACCAAGGGAUGGCAGCUGAGAAAGUGCACCCUCGGACCAAGAAAGAUCCUCCCGCUCAGAAGGACCAGCAGCCUAAGAGGAAAAGAGAAGCUGCGAGCUCCUCCGGACCUCAGAAGACUCCCGGACCUAAAGACAAAGCGGUGGAAGUGAAGGGUAUCCCGGCGGAUAUUCUAGAAGAAAGAAGGAAAGCAGAAGUAUGCUUGAAG
Morchella sextelata is the source of this 528-nucleotide messenger RNA. RefSeq lists its product as uncharacterized. The record is from RefSeq and is a predicted model, not a curated record. Lineage: Eukaryota; Fungi; Ascomycota; Pezizomycetes; Pezizales; Morchellaceae. The annotation marks the transcript as partial. The transcript is spliced from 2 exons.